Ctenopharyngodon idella (grass carp) is the source of this 3293-nucleotide messenger RNA. RefSeq lists its product as uncharacterized. The record is from RefSeq and is a predicted model, not a curated record. The transcript is spliced from 18 exons. Lineage: Eukaryota; Metazoa; Chordata; Actinopteri; Cypriniformes; Xenocyprididae. Bases 1097 to 3241 code for a protein of 714 amino acids.
AAUGUUUCAAUUUAACCAAAAAUGUAAAGUCUAACAUGAGAGCUAUCUAACAUAAGGUUUAAACAUCUAACAUAGUAUAUAUUGUAGCUGAUUGAGUGUCAUGGUUUGUCAAAAGAGAGUGCGGUCAGCGCUGAGCUGCCUCUGUAAUCUGACUAAUGGUUUCCUCAGCGACAGACGUGGCUUUGUUGUAAUCGUGCAUCAUUCAUGAAGAUAAACUCAUCGAACAAGUGAGACACUUUCUCUUUUCAAGUUGGAAUUAUAUAAGGUAGAACUAUGUUAUGUUUGUAUUUUUAUUUGUAUUAUGAUGUACAGCAAGAACACAUUUCAUUAUGUUGAUUGUGCUUGUAGUGUGUAUAUUUCUUUCAAAGACCUUUGUGGUGAUGAAAUUAAGCUUGUAUGAAAUGCUUUGUCUUUUUUAGGAUGGAAGAGUGUUUGCAUUUGGUUUGUGAGACCAUCGGUGUACACGAGGAUGAUGAGGUUGGCAUGGACGUCAUCUGUUCCCUCUACAAGAGCGUCUUUCUCAUCACCGCCAGCCUGGAGGAAACAAAGAGAGCCAUUUCACAGGUCAGAGGUCAGAGUGGAGGGUUGUCAUGUUCAGCUAGAGGAGUUCUGCAUGUUCUCCUAAUGAUGGAGAAGCAGCGGGAGAACAGAGAAGAGCUGUACUGGGAGCUCCAGAUGUUGAAGGCUGGUAGAAUCAAUUGUACUCUCAAACAAAACACACAGUCCUCAACAAUCAACUUUGUCUCUAAACAACAGGAGCAGGAUCCAGAGCAGUUUAGUAUCUUGUGUCUUCAGAAUGGGGCCAAGAGACUUUACACCAGACUUGUUCUUGAUGGUGUUUGGAGUGUCCUACCAUCUCUUUCUCAGAGGAAUGCCGGCAUCAUGCGACCGGGCAGGAUCUGUCCCAGCAGUACCGACAUCCUCCAACUCCUGUACUACAAAUAUGACGUCAUCAAAGAACGCCUGUACAGAGAGAUGUUACAGGAUGAAUAUGGUACAAGAUAUUCAGAGUACUCAAACACUUCCUUUCAAAGACUAGUUAAAGAGUUUUUUUUUUUUUUUGCACAUCAUUAAAGGUGUUGUUUGGUGGGACUCAAUGUCAGAGAGGGAUCAGACAGACUGUGUGUGUGAACUGGGAGCAUUUGUAGAGCAAGCUUUCAGACACAGAGACCUUCUCCAGUUGAGUGGGCUGCCCGGGGCCCACCGGUGCUACAGGAGCUGUGGUUCUGUGGUCUUGCGAGGCUGUCCUCAGAGCGUUAAACCUAGAGAUCAGGCUUGGUCAUCCAAACCGAGGGAACAGGCUUGGUCCGCUGUCAUCUUCCUGUCGGAGCUGGAAUCACAUUAUCAAGAUGAGAAGGAAGCAAUCAGCGCACUCAUAAACAGAGUGGGACAGGAAGCUCUGCGUGUAAUAUAUCUCAGUAUGUGUGUUGCUGUGCGGAGAGCCGAGAGAGAAAAUCAGUCCUACACAGCGCUGCUAGUUGCCAGACAGCACUGGGACAGAUGGCCUUAUAUGAGAGGUUUAGUCAGUCAGGACCUUGCUAGAAUCUGGCUUCAGGAAAAUAUGGAUCCCACUGCUAAAAAACAGCAGGGCUGGAAAAAAGGAAAUUGCGCACAGCAGGCUGUGCUGCAGUUUUUGGUUCUGUGUCAGGAGCAGGAAAGGAAACAGUUGGUGGAGAUCUUGCACAGGGUUUCCCUGAGUGACCUCCAGGGGCUCCGAAACAUUCAGGAAAACAACAAUGUGGUCCAUGGAAACGCAGUGGAUCAGAGCUGUGUGUUGAGCCUGCAGCAGAUUAAAGCUUCUCUACAGGAAGCACAUGGUUCUUAUACUGGACCCUUCGCCCCAGGGUGUUCUCAGAUAGAUGUCUCAUGGGUAGAAUGUGCCAUUCAUUUGCUGACCCAGCUGACACAAGCACAUGAAGAAGAGGCCUGGACUGUUUUAUACUCUCUGCCAGAUUUGCACCUUGAGGGUCUUUGGACUUUACUUCGCAAAUAUGAGAGUGAACUGCACAGACCCAGUUUCCGCAACCUGCGUGAAGUUUUGCAGUCACGUGUACCAGCACACGCCAGCAGAGGCACCAGCACAGUGAACGCUGACUCCGAGAGAGAGAGGACUGAACCGGAACAUGAAGAGCCGUCAGAUGGUGAAAAACAAGAACUCUGCACCGGAUGUGGCAUGGUUUUAGAUCCAGAAGAUACUCCAUAUUUAGAGAUCUUGUGUGUCAAAGACCCAAGAAAUGAAGUGAACAUGAAGUCGAGGGGUGGAGACAGAAAAAGUGAAGAGGGAGACAUUAAGAGCAAAGGAGACUUUGAGGAGAUUUCAGUGGAGAAACAAAACUCUUUGAUCACACUGGCCUGGAGCAAGCCAGCCCAUGGAGAGAAUCACAUUCAGGAAUUGACCUCUACUCAACAGAAAGAAGAAGCUGUCUCUAUUGCAGUGCAGGAGGAUAGAGCUAAUAACACACACAUCCUUGACACAAAUCCACAUGAUAUGAACAUUUACACACACCAGGAGAACAUAAGCACCGUCUCACCGCAGCCAAGUGAAGAAACGCAUUCAGAGAGUGAGAAGAGAGAGACACAGACACAGAUCCAACAAGACCAUUCAGGCUUCAUCACAGCUAGGCAGCAACAGGAGGAUAUAAGAGAUGGAGAGCUCACACGCCAACCUCUCGAGGACACCCAUCAGCCCGACUCAACACCACCCACUACUUUACAGCUGCUACAAAACACUGACACAACAGACACUAGCACAGGACCAGCAAGUGUCCAUUUCCUAGACAGUAAACCCACGCAAACAUUCGAGACCCAUGAGAUGGAGGUAUCACUUCAGGAGCAGAGGAACGAGGAGAUCUGUGAGAGAGUGGGUGAGGAGCAGCAGCUACAGCGGGAGGCCACGAUGCGCUGCCUAGUGGACAUCCAGAGGAAAGCAGAGCGACGCUGGCAACGAGACAGAGACAGACAACUACUCAGAGUUCAAGAGCGACUGGCUAUCGUCCAGACUCGGAAGGCAGAUGAAGAUCUGUUGGGCCUGACACAAGAAGACACACUCAGGCAUCUGACUGACACACUACGACAGGAGGAUGAGCAACAACAGAAAACUUUAGUAAGAGAGAAGCUCCAGCAGAUGAGGAGAGAACGCUCAUGCAUUCUCCAGACCAGACGGGAGAGAAAUACUGCUGGGUUUAAAGAGCUUCUUGCGCCCACAGCUCAACGUAUGACAGAAACUGAAGAGGGACACUAGUGUGUACUCAAACCCACUUCUACAAACAUACAGAACACACAGUAAAACAUUC